AUGCUUAAUGGAUAUGGUUAUUUGGAAUCAGCCACCUUAGGCACAAAAGUACUUAAAAAACAAGUCGACCACAUUGAGCAGAAGGAUAUGGGUUAUGAUUUUUCACAACCGGUGAUGGGAAGUCACUUAUUUGCUUCUCCAAAUGUGAUAUUUGAUGAGACUAAGAGAGAAGAGACAUCACAACCCUCACGACUUCCUGAUUCUCCAAAGUUUAACCGAUCAGUCCUAAAUUCUACAGUUCCGGGUAAAUCCACUGAAAUACAUUCUUCGAUUCAUGAGAUAAAGUUGAAUGGUGCGACAGAUGUAAUUACAAACAUUGCUCAAGAAGAUGGAUUAUCAAAGCCAGAUGUGUUUCAGCAGCGCGAAAUGUUUUCUUCUCAUCAGAAAUUGUUUCCACAAAUUCAGCGGGUAUGGGAACCAGGGGGUUACCAUCUAACGCACCUUAGUGGGACUGGCCAAAGUAGUGUUUCAAUCGUAACGACAUGUUGGAGCUGUCGAAUUCACAAGAGUUUGGCCUACAAGAAAAUAUGGAAUCUGCUGUACAAUAGAAAUACGACUCAGAUUUCAGCAUGA
Messenger RNA from Arabis nemorensis, 573 nucleotides. The record is from the annotation of a GenBank genome assembly. Lineage: Eukaryota; Viridiplantae; Streptophyta; Magnoliopsida; Brassicales; Brassicaceae.